This is a messenger RNA of Chelmon rostratus (copperband butterflyfish), 1634 nucleotides long. It is a transcript of the gene cenpx, whose product is annotated as centromere protein X. The transcript is spliced from 5 exons. Bases 2 to 247 code for a protein of 81 amino acids. Gene Ontology annotation, cellular component: Fanconi anaemia nuclear complex; FANCM-MHF complex. The record is from RefSeq and is a predicted model, not a curated record. Gene Ontology annotation, molecular function: protein heterodimerization activity. Gene Ontology annotation, biological process: kinetochore assembly; DNA repair; replication fork processing. Lineage: Eukaryota; Metazoa; Chordata; Actinopteri; Chaetodontiformes; Chaetodontidae.
CAUGGCGGAGAAAGACGCAGAAAUUGGGUUCAAAAAGGACACAGUAAGCAAACUCUUGUCAAGUUUCUUCAAGGAGGACAAAACCAGACUAGGCGGUGAUGCUGCGCUGCUCAUGGCAGAGAUGCUCAAAGUGUUUGUCCAAGAGGCUGCUGUGAGAUCCCAGAAACAAGCUGAAUGUGAGGACUGUGACCAAGUAGACAUCGAGCACUUUGAAAAGAUCCUGCCUCAGCUGCUGCUGGACUUCUAGCACCGUCAUGCCACAAGAUGGAGCCAGAGUGUUACUCCAGUGCUCCUUCUUCGAUCCUACUACUUCAGCUCCAACAGCCACAAGUUUAGUUUUACUGAUGUUUAUAUUUUCUGUAAAACUGCAAUUUCAUAAUCCCUUAAAUCUGAGAUUACAUUAAGAUUCUCGUUCUGUAUUUAUUGGAGUUGUCUGAUUUUAAGUGGAAAGCAGCAGUGCUGCCUGCACGCCUCCUUGCCACUACCAAUAAGGCCCACCUGUGCUCUUCUGUGCAACAACAGGUGCUUCCAGCAUGCUCCAUGGCGCCCUUCAUCAAAGCCUCCUGGAGCAGUUGGAAGCAAUUAGAGUAAUAAGGGGAGCAGCCAGUCCCUUAGAUGAUGACAAGUGCCAGGAAAAAAGGAGUACCCCCUCCGGCCACUUUGAAGUUCCCUUUUGCUGUCCUGCGAUGUUUAGUUAGAGGUGGGGGGAAGGGCAAAGGGGACCUCUGGCACAGGGGGAAAGUUGAAUGGGAGUGUGCGUGCACGAACGUGUGCAUGUGUUAGCCAAACACGGCCGGAGACCACACGCAUAGAUAUUCUGUUUGAAAGGAAACAUAACAAAACACAUUGGAACAUGGUCCAAGAAGAGCAGGGUGUAAUUCUGAAGGUAAAUAAACAAAAGAGGCAAGUAGUGGAGGUGCUUUCUCUCCUUUCAUCACGGCAGAGGGGGAAGUUGGGCCUGCAAGGGAGAGUAAUGUGGGGUUUUCUAACCCAAGAGCCUCUGAUGGUUUUCCACCAGUGGCGUGUUUGACCGACGUUUCUUUACUAUGAGUCAGCAUAGCUGCACAACACAUCACACUAUUUAUUUGUGUGGCUCUCGUGUGACUCACUACGCUUACAAAUGCUGCUCGCAUACAGCUGGAAGCAACUUCGGCUUGAGUCCAGGCUCAGAUAGACGUUCAAGGACGCGGCACCUGGAAUUUGACCCAGCACCUUUUUAGUAGGGCCCAGGCUGGAUUUGUGUUUCCCAGGAGUAACGUCCACAGCAGGCCGUCAGGAGUGUGUUUGGUUGAGUGAUGUUCAGUUUAAUGAUGCCAAGAGGACCAUUAGCGUACAUGCAGAAAACUUUUUGUGAAGUAAAUAGUUUGUUGGGUUAAUUCCUGCCAUUCAUAGCAGCGAGUGCUGCCCUGUGGUUUUGAGCAGUGCAGUGUUCUACAGAGCCCCCGCUUUGCCAACCUGCUCACUCAGAUGGCUUAGUUUUUAUGACCAGAUAUGUAAUGAUCUCACUAAAACAAAAAUACAUCUUCCUUUUCGUCCCGGUAAGCAACCCAUUUGUAAAAGGUGCAGCUUUGGAUGUAGCAGUAUGAAGCCUUUCUGGAGGUUUACUAAAGAUGAAUCUUCUCCAGCUGUCAAUC